This is a messenger RNA of Cuscuta epithymum, 18441 nucleotides long. NCBI's taxonomy places the organism in Eukaryota, Viridiplantae, Streptophyta, Magnoliopsida, Solanales, Convolvulaceae. The record is from the annotation of a GenBank genome assembly.
GCCAUAGCCAUAGCCACCUCCCUGUCCGUCGUAUUACGACCACCAGUCCAUUAUGGCGGACAAUGAAGGUGACACCAUGUAUGAUCCAGCUAAUGAUCCCGCUAGAAGAGCAAAAUCUAAUGAUCCAGGAUGGAAUCAUGGAUUUUGGCCAGACAUGAACAACAAAGACAUAGUCCAAUGUAGGCAUUGUAAUAAGCAAAUGUCUUCUGGCAUAAAGAGAUUAAAACAACAUCUAGCUGGCGGGUAUGGAGAUGUUGCUAAAUGUCCUCAUACGACAACAGAACUUAUGACGGAGAUGCGAGCAUAUUUAAUGAGGAAAUCCAGGAGUAAACCGAUCCAGAUUGAAGAUGACGGCGAUGAGGAUGAUGUUGAAGUACCUUUCACUCAAAUAGAUACUUCAACUUCUCAACCGAGUUCUGGGACAGCAACCAAGAGAAAAAAUGCUGCUUCGCAAUUCUUUAAUGUCCCACCAAAAAUGCCCAAACAAAACAAAUCAAUUGCCUCCAUCAUUCGCAAAACUCCCGAGGAGGUUGUUGAUGAAAGACAUGCGAAAGGCCCCACCCAAACUACACUAGAACAAUGCACAAAAAGCAAGGAGGAGAAAGAGAGGGUCUUCAUGCACAUUUCUGAUUUUUUUUAUGAAAACGGCAUUCCCUUUAAUGCAGCAAACUCCAGGAGUUAUGAGAUCAUGGUGGAGUCGAUUGGGCAGUUUGGACCAGGACUUAAACCUCCUAGCUAUCAUGAGUUGCGUGUACCACUUCUUGAAAAAGCAAAGAAAAAUACAGAGAAGCUCAGAGAAAAACAUGAACUUGCUUGGAAGGAAUACGGGUGCACACUCAUGUCUGAUGGAUGGUCUGACCGAAGGAAUCGACACUUGAUUAAUUUCCUUGUCAAUAGUCCAGAAGGCACUUUUUUCCUAGACUCGGUUGAUGCAUCAGGUGAAUCUCAAGAUGCAACAUUGCUGGCAGGUUUGCUUGAGAAAAAAAUUGAAGAAGUUGGAAAAGACAAGGUAGUGCAAGUGGUGACAGACAACGGCUCUAACUAUAAGGCUGCGGGAAAACUUCUAGAGCUCAAGAUUCCCACGCUUUAUUGGACUCCAUGCGCUGCACAUUGUUUGGAUUUGAUGUUGGAGGAUAUCGGUAAAUUAGCCGAGUUCAAGCCCCACAUUGAAAAAACAAGACGUGUGACUACUUUCAUUUAUCGGCACACGAGAAUCCUCCAUUCAGUGAGACAAAAGACGGGUGGGAAGGAUCUUGUAAGACCUGGAGUUACUAGAUUUGCAACAGCGUUUCUCACUUUGCAAUCUCUAUAUAAACACAGAGAAGCAUUGAGAAAUCAAUUUAGCGGUUUGGAUUGGGGUAGAUCUAAAUUGGCUGCCACAGAAGCAGGAAAGAGGGUUAGUGAGAUUGUGUUGUCUACUAGAUUCUGGAGUGCAGUGGAAGACUGCAUACGAGCUUCACAGCCGCUUUUAGUUGUCUUGAGGAUAGUUGAUGCUGAUGAGCAACCAGCUAUGCCAGAGCUUUCACUAGCCAUGGAUUGUGCCAAGAAAAAAAUCAGUGAGUCAUUUGAAAAUAAGGCUAGAGUUUUGAGAAGCCUAGUUGGGAUCAUUGAGACACGAUGGGAAGUCCAGAUGGAGGUCAAAUUAUACGGGGCAGCUUUAUUUUUAAAUCCGUCUAAAUAUUUUGAUCUCAAACAGACUGAUCCCACAUCAGCAUCAAGGCAACAAUCAAUGUUUAACAAUGUGCUUGAAAAGAUGGUCACUGAUGAAACAUUGCAGGCCAAGAUAAGUGAUCAAGCGACAGAUUAUGACAAAUUGAGAGCAAGUUUUGCAAAGCAACUCGCGAUUAGGCAACAAAAAUCUAAGAGUCCUCUUGAUUGGUGGGAUGCUUUUGGUGGACUCACUGUUGAGCUGCAAUCGUUCGCAAAACGCAUAGUUGGUCUCUGUUGUACCUCUUCUGGCUGUGAGCGUAAUUGGAGCACUUUUGAGUUUAUUCAUACAAAAAGAAGAAACAGGUUGGAGCAUAAGAGGUUGAAUGACUUGGUUUUUAUUCAAUAUAAUCGGAAGAUAGCGACCAGAUUUCAGAAGCGGCGUGAAGAAGGAACAAACUUCAACCCUUUAAUAUAUGAAGAUUUCCAAUGGAACAAUGAAUGGGUCAGCAAUGACGUUGUUCAUCCCGGUGAUGAUCUUCUUUGGAGUCAAGUUGAUGAAGUUGUGGGUGCAUCAAGCAAUCUUCAGGGUCGUAAUCUUCCUAGGACUAGUAGCUCUCGUGGAGAAUCGGUUUAUUCUCGACGUCGUGGUUCAAAUUCUUCAUUAAGGUUGAUUGAUGAAGACAUGAACAACGAGGAAGAAAGUUUUCCAAAUGAUGAUGAAGAUGUUGAAGAUGACUAUGGCCAAACACCACCCACUCCUACUCAUGAUGAUGAUGAUGAUCAGGGCAAUGAAGGCCGUAGAGAUGAUUUAGUCCUUGAUGAUUUUUGAUAAAUUAGUAGUUCGAUCUUUACACUGCUUAUUUGAGAUAUACAUUUUUAAUCUUAAUUCCCAUUAAUAAACCUUGUUUUUAAUUAUUAAUUGUGGAUUUCAAUUCUAAGUUAUAUGCGUUUUAGUUAGUAAUAUAUUAUACAUAAUAUAUAAUUAAAUAUAUAAUUAUAUAUGUAAAUAUAUAAUUAUAUAUAUAAUAUAAUAUAAUAUAAUAUAAUAUAAUAUAAUAUAAUAUAAUAUAAUAUAAUAUAAUAUAAUAUAAUAUAUACAUACAGGCGACUACUCGCCUAAUUGUCGCCUAGGCGGGCGCCUUGUCGUCUAGGCGAUAUGGCGGUCAGCUGGCGCCGCGACUCGACUUACCGCCGUGACAAGCAUGAACAUAACAUAAUUUAGUGAAUUUUUUAGCCUUUCAUUCUUUUAAUAUUAAAGAAAACACUUCUAAUCCUAUUUUAGAAUUUUUUUUCUACAUUUAACUCUUAAUUUGAGCAAUUUCUUGUAAAAAUUUGGACAUAUAUAUAGGGGUUGAGUUGGGGUUGAGUGGGGGCAGCUGCCCCCGCUGCCCCCAUAGUGGAUACGCCACUGCUUCUUCUGAUCCAAAUGGGCUGAAUUCACUCGGUCGUUCCACAUGUUCAUGCCCUUCGAUUCAAAUGUUGUUGUCUCUAAUUACGCUUCCAUCUUUCCUUUUCGUUCUUCCCGUUUACGCCAUUUGCAGCUUCGUUAUCUCAAAUGAGAAAUAAAGAUUUUCAUAGCUCCUUGUUUUGCACACAGUUCACCUAUUAGCGCAGCCGUUACAAAAGUUGCACACAUGACCUAGUGACCUAGGGUCUGGUUGUUAAGAAUUAUCACUUUUAGCCACAGUUACGUUUCUGUAGGUCUUUUGGACUGCUUGGGUCUCAAAUUUUGGUAAGUUUCACAUAUUAAGAUUUUAGUAGGUGUAAACUUUAAUUAGCUGGUCAUACAUGACGGGUUUCAAAAUUUUAUGCUUUCCAUAUGUUGAUUUGUAUGUGUUCACAGUGACUGCUAUGGAGUACAUGGGAACCAUUGACAAUUUUAGCCCCAUAUAUACACUGUCGUUUUAUAACAUAUACAUGUGAACUACGGUGCUAAAAAUCUAUAACUGUAGUCACCAAAGCCUGAAAAUAUCCCAAUAGGGGAAAAGUAAAUAAUGCUUUUCUUACUUCAAUGCUAGUGUUAGAACUUUUAUUGUGAGUCAAGUUUGUCUGUAAUGUCUUGUUUAAUAAAGUAGACUAGAUAUACCAUUUAUGGUAUUAGAUUAGUAAUCAUUUUGUAAUAAAUGGGUUAAAGGGAAUAAGGCCCAAAAAGGCCUUGGCCCAAAUCCCAAGGUUUACCUAAUUCGGUAACCUGUACAGCGCCUAUAAAUAUGCGCGUUCUGUACAGGUUCCGAUAUCGAUUAAUACACUCUAGCCUUACGUUGCUAAAAUUCUUCUCGAUAUAAUAGAAAGACGAUUUCCAAAGUUCUCGAUAUUUCAUAAAUCAUUCUGUGAGAUCGUUCUUCUCUGUUAUUCGAUGAUAUCCAUCUAGUUGUGUGUUAGUCUACAGAAAUCUGGGACCAACAACUGGUAUCAGAGCCUGCUCGAGUGUGAUCGUCGUCAAAAAGUUUUCGAAGUCCCCUGCUUUUCGUCUUUUCGAUAUUUUACUUAUUUAAUCGUUGUAAUCUCUCUUCUGAUGGAAAAAUUGUAAAAUUUAUACUGUUGAAAUCGCCUCUAAAAAACGAGCAAGCAGUAUAUCUUAGAUUUUUGAUUUGUUAAGGUUUCAGAUUUGAGGUUCUCGAUAUAUUGAUAUCGAAAAGCAGGGUUCUCGAAGUUAUAGCAGGUUUUUCGAGCUACAAACUGCACAGGAAGGUUUUCGAGAUCAAGGACUUCAGUGAAAAGCAAUUUUAUCCGUUUAAAAAUUGUUUUUCAAUUUGCAGGAUUUCGACUCUACAUUCUCGAUACUAGUUCUCGAACUGAGUUCUCGAGGUUUAACUUCUCGAUACUCAGUUUUCGAUACUCCAUAUCGAAAUCUUACUUUUCGUAUUUGCAGGUUCUCGACAUUAGCUUCUCGAUACUCAGUCCUUCGAAAACUAAGUUCUCGAACUUAAGUUUUCGAUACUGAGGUUCUCGAUAGCUAUUUCUCGAACCCACUUUUCGAUAGUAAGGUUCUCGAUAUCAAAUAUCGAAAACUGCUUCUCGAUAGUACUUCUCGAACUCUACUUCUCGAACUAUUUCCUGAACUAGGUUUUCGAUAUUCUGUAAGUUAACUUUUCUGAUCAAAUCACUCGAACGGUCUUUCAAAGUCAAACAGCAAGGAUGGAAGCGUUGGCACUUGGAAAUGAAAACAGGCCUCCAAUCCUGAGGAGAGGAGAAUAUCAGAUGUGGAAGACAAGGUUCUUAAACUUUCUGGAAGGUAAAGACAACUCAUCUGCAAUGCUGGAAUCGCUUACUGAAGGACCUGCACAAAUCUGGAUGAAUGUGACUUCAGAUGGUGUAAACAAUCCUCCCGUUACUGUUGAAAGAAGAUUGAAAGCAAAAUCCGAGUACACUGAAGCAGACAGACUCAGAGUCAAGGCAGAUCUGAUGGCUAAAACAUAUCUUCUCCAAGCUAUUCCUAACGACAUAUACAUUCUGAUAGACAGCAUGGAGACAACAAAGGAAAUGUGGGAUGAGGUGAAGAAAUUAAUGAUUGGAACUGAUCUUGGAUUGAAGACAAAGAAAGCGAACAUCUUGACUGCCUAUGAUGCAUUUAAAGUCCUACCUGGUGAGGCGCUCCAUGAGACGUAUAACAGAUUCGUACAACUGAUCAAUGAGAUGAGAAAGAUCAAAGUUGUCAAAUCUAAUAUGGAAAUGAACAUACGUUUCUUGUCGAGCCUGCCGCCAAAAUGGAGAAGAACUGUUAAGAAUCUACGACAGCACCUAGAUUUGGAUGAACUUGAUCUCUGCACUGUCCAUGAACAUCUGCAGCAGUUUGUUAAUGACACUGCUGAGAUGGAAGGAAGUUACUCUGCUAACCCCUUAGCACUAAUGAUGGAAACUCAGCCGAAGAGUUUAUCUAAGAUCCAGAAGAGGAGGAAGGCAGUAAAGAUGGAGUCUGAAGAAGAAGAGAGUGAAGAAGAAGUGGAUGUUGAAUCUGAAUUGGCCGAGCUACAAAAGAAGAUGGCCCUGCUGACCAAUCAGUUCAAUAAAAGAUUUCCAAAGAAGGGAAACUCAUCCAACAAGCUCCGAACCUCCUCCGCCAACUACAAAUUAAAGAACAAUGAUCAGAACUCCUCUAGUAGAGUAGUUGCAGCAGAAGACCCUCCCAAAUGCUUUAACUGUGGAAAAGCUGGACAUGUCAUCAAGGACUGUCGCUUACCAAGGAAGAGGGACUUCAACUAUUACAAGCAGAAGAUGCUGUGGAACAAGCAGAAGAUGUUCAUGGCUAAGCAAGAUGAUGAUAGUGCUGCAACACUCACUGAGAAUGAUCCAUGGCAGGAGGAGAGUUCUGACGAUGAAGAAGAGGAAAACUUAGCCCUGAUGGCUAUUGUUGAGAAGAUAGAAGAAGAAAAGGGUGAUGCUGCAAUCCCUGAUGAAAGUUCAAGCUCCAACCACACUGUAAGUACUUCUAAAUCCUCUUGCUCCUGCACUUGCAAAGUUCAUUCUUUUCAAGAAAAAGAUGACAUUAUAAAGGAGUUAAGAGACAGGUUAGAUCACAAUUACAAAAACCUUCUCACAAAACUUGACAGAAUUUCCUCAUUAAGCGUACAACUUGACAAUGAAAAGGACAUGCUGAAGAAGCGAAAUUCAGAAGCAGAUAUGCUUACACAGAAAGUUGCAGAAUUCACUAAGAAGUUGAGUGAAACUGAAGUAGAACGAAAUUGUGAGAAAGGCAAAAAGGAUAUGUUAUUUGAUAAAAUAAUUGUUCUUCAUAGAAAAAUCAAAGAAUUAAAAGAUUUAAUUGCCAAAAGAGGGCAGUCUGAGCAAACUAUUUUUCUAAAUCAGAACAAGGACACUCGUUUUUACAAUUCUAAAGAAGGUCUUGGCAUCACAAACCCCCGUAAUUUGAAAAAGAUCAAUUGCCGUCAGCUUUAUGAUAUCAAUUACAUGGGUUUGGGAUUGACCAAGUUGAUGCUAUUUGUCGGAGCAAAAGAAACUGGUGAAGAAGAAGAGACAAAGAGAUCAAAUCCUUCUAAAGCUGAAGUUCCGUUCAGUUAUGACUCUUUAAACGAAAGCUAUGCCACAAAAGAACCUGUUUUUUCACAUGAUGAGAGUGUUAGUCCUUAUCCUUCUGAGACAGAAGUUGUGUCAGAUCCAGAACCUCCUUCAACCUCUAAUUCUGAAAAAGAGGAAGAACCCUAUAUCCCUCCACUGAUAAGGAAAUUUGAAAAACUUCACAUCUCUUUAGAAGAACAAAGAAAAGUUUUUGAAGAAGAAAGAAAAAGCUUUGAAAGUGAAAGGGAUAGGUUGCUAAAUGAAUUAACUCUUUUAAAAGAAAGUUCUCGAUCCAACACAACUUCUCAAUCAUCUAGUGAUACUGAUAUUUCUCAGCCCAUUCAAGACAAAACUAACUUUUUCAAAAAGGCAUCCACUCACUCCAACUCUCCUUUGAAAACAGGAAAUGAAGUGAGUAGGAGAGUGGAGAGGAGAAGAGAGUGGAAGCUAAAGAGAGCUGAGAUAGCUGAAGGGAAGAAGAAGAUGUUUUCUGAAAAUAAGAAGUCUUGUUCUAGUGCUGUCUUUUAUUCAAACAAAUGUCGUUCUAGUUCUUUGUCACUACCAUGUAGUUUUGCUUCAGUCUCGUGUCCCGAGCUGAAUGAAUCUGAUUUUACUUCUGAUCCAUUUUAUUUCAAUAAGAAGUUGUAUGCUCCUGGGUUAGGAAAUGCUUGCCUUAAUGAUUCUCAUUAUGAACGUGUUGUGAAUUCUGUUCGUGAGAGAAAACAGAGAGAGCGCAAACAAAAGAAACAAUCUGAGAAUAGGGCUGUAGAGGGUAUUUAUAAUUUUCCAAAUUUAAAAUAUCCUCUUAAAGUUCAUUCAAAGAAACACUUACAACGACUCUCUAAGGAAGCUAUUUUCAAACCUUAUCUCACGAACCAGCCAUUCACACACAGAAACAAUAACCUUGUCUCCUCUGCUCCGAAAAUUAAACAACAAUGGAUUCCAAAAGCUGAUCUUGAAAAACAAAGAACAUUGUCUGAAAAGGCUGCUGACCUUGGAUCACAGCUGAAAGAAAAAUUUAAAAAGAUAUUCUCAAUUGAUAAGGAAGGACCCAUCCUAAGGUGGGUACCUAAAAGUCCUUAAUCUGUUUUGCAGGACGGUCAUGUAUGUCAUUUAGAUUAUGGCUGCUCAACCCACAUGACCGGAAUAAAAGAGCUGCUGAGCAACUACACAAAGUGCUAUGGAGGAAAUGUGAGAUUUGGAAACAACGCAGCUUCUCCAAUCCUAGGAUAUGGGGAUGUCAUCUGUGCAAGCGUCACCAUAAAGGCUGUUUCAUACGUGAAAGGACUGAAACAUAAUCUGUUAAGAAUUGGACAGUUCUGUGAUAGUGGCAUGGAAGUGAAGUUUAUAGCCAGACAAUGCUGUGUGCUGGACAGGUUUGGGAAGGUAUUAUUGACAUGCACAAGAACUUCCAACCUGUACACCAUUGAUCUGAAGAGUGUAUAAUUACCUUCUUCCAUCUGCCUAUUGUCCAAAACUUCCUCUGAGCAAAACAAUCUAUGGCACAGACGUUUGUCCCGUCUCAACUUCAAGUACCUUACCACUCUAUCCUCCAAGAAACUUGUGAAAGGGCUACCUCCUUUGAAGACUUCCGAUGUCAAUCAUUGUGAUGCCUGUAGACUAGGCAAGAUGAAGAGGAGCUCUCACAAGUUAAAACAUGUUCCAUCUUCCUCUCGACUGCUGCAAUUACUCCACAUGGAUCUAUGUGGACCAAUGAGAGUCCAAAGCAUUAACGGACGCAAAUACACACUUGUCAUUGUGGACGACUUCUCUCGGUAUACAUGGACCAAAUUUCUGAGGACAAAGGAUUAGACAACAGAAACCAUCAUAACCUUCAUCAGAACAAUCCAGAAUUUUCUGCAAAAGAGUGUGGAGAUCAUAAGAACAGAUAAUGGUACCGAGUUCAAGAAUCAGUCUCUUGCUGAUUUCUAUGAAACCCAGGGUAUCACACAGCAAUUCUCUGCAGCAAAAACACCGCAACAGAACGGAGUCGUUGAAAGAAAGAACAGAACACUUGUUGAAGCAGCACGCACCAUGCUUAUACAGUCCAAGCUUCCCCAUUUCAUGUGGGCUGAAGCAAUCAAUAUUGCAUGCUUUACUCAGAACAGAACAUCAAUUCACAAGCGCUUCACCAAGACGCCUUAUGAAAUUCUCUUCAACAGAACUCCUGACAUCUCAUUCUUCAGAGUGUUUGGCUGCAAAUGCUUCGUUCUAAAUGACAGAAAUGAAAGAAGCAAGAUGGAUCCGAAAGCUAUCGAGGGAGUAUUGAUUGGGUACUCUACGCAAUCAAAGGCAUAUCGGGUCUACUUACGUGAACACAGAACAGUCAUUGAGAGUGUCAAUGUAGCAUUCUAUGAAAUGGCUGACUUUGCUUCUGAACAUUUCUUGAUAGAACCCACUCUCUCUGCCAAUGGAAAGCAACCUGAUGGAGCUGAAGCAACAAUGCAGACAACAACUGAGCGUGCAGUACUAGACUCCCUGUUUGAACAUUUUUAUGAGAAUUCACGCAGCGCCAGCCCACAAUCGCCAACAGAAGCUGAACAAUUACCAUUCAUGCCUGACCUCACUGAAGAAGAAGCUGAUUCACCUCCUACAUCUGAUCAAGAGGAUAUUGAGGAUCAUGGCACGACAGCAACACAAGCAACUUCACCAGCACAAGUUCCAAAAAUACCAGCUCAAGCAACAACAGAACCAGAAUCAAUCACAUUGCACUCCACUCCUCAACAGACCACAUCUACUACUUUUGAGGACCCGGAUCACCCCAUCAUAACUCCAAUCCCUCUAACACAUGAGCGGAAAUGGACAAAGGCGCAUCCUGCAGAACAAAUUAUUGGGGAUCCGAGUCGUGGAGUGUGCACAAGAACAGCUACAUCAAAUGAAUGUCUCUUCUCCUGCUUCAUUAGCCAAUCUAAGCCAUCUAAAGUUACAGAAGCCCUGGCAGAUCCUGAUUGGGUAAUUGCAAUGCAGGAAGAAAUUAAUCAGUUUGAACGAUUAGACGUGUGGUCCUUGGUGCCUAGACCCCCGAAGAAGACAAUCAUCGGCACCAAGUGGGUUUUCAAGAAUAAGAAGGACGAAGACGGUGUGAUCAUAAGGAACAAAGCCCGACUGGUUGCAAAAGGAUACAAUCAACAAGAAGGAAUUGACUAUGAUGAAACCUUUGCACCAGUGGCUAGAAUUGAAGCAAUCAGGUUGCUCCUUGCUUAUGUUGCUCAUAAAAGUUUCAUUGUCUAUCAAAUGGAUGUGAAGACUGUGUUUCUGAAUGGAGAACUGAAAGAAGAAGUUUAUGUGGCACAACCUGAAGGGUUUGUUGAUCCUGAACGCCCACAUUAUGUCUACAAGCUGAAGAAAGCCCUGUAUGGACUAAAACAGGCAUCGAGAGCCUGGUAUGAUGCACUAUCUGACUUCCUUGUGCAAUCAGGCUACUCAAAGGGAAAGAUAGAUCCAACUCUUUUCAUCAAGCGGGAGAACAGUGACAUCAUGCUGAUACAAAUCUAUGUGGAUGACAUCAUAUUCGCAUCAUCAAAUCCGAACUUCUGUGAAGAAUUGAGCAACUUGAUGUGCACCGAGUUCGAAAUGAGUAUGAUGGGAGAGUUGAAUUUCUUUCUAGGGCUUCAGAUCAAGCAAAUGCAAGAAGGAAUCUUCAUCUGCCAGUCGAAGUACAUCCAUGAAAUGCUCAAAAGAUUCAAAAUGGACAGCAAGUCAACCAUGAAAACCCCUAUGUCCCCCACACAAAAGCUCGACUCUGACUCAUCCGGGAUAUCAGUCGAUGCUAUCAACUAUCGGGCUAUCAUAGGUUCCUUGUUGUACCUGACAUCUAGUAGACCGGAUAUUGUCUUCGCAACCUGCCUGUGCGCUCGCUUUCAAGCAAAUCCAAAGGAAUCACAUCUGAAUGCAGUGAAGAGAAUCCUAAGAUACCUCAAAGGAACAGUCAACUUGGGCCUUUGGUAUCCUAAGGAAACAGGUUUUGACCUUGUCGGAUACUCAGAUGCUGAUUUUGCGGGUUGCAAAUUAGACAGGAAAAGUACAUCCGGUGGUGAUCAAUUUCUGGGAGAGAAGCUAGUAUGCUGGUCCUCCAAGAAGCAGAACUAUGUGUCAACUUCUACAGCCGAAGCAGAAUACGUUGCGGCUGCUAGUUGUUGUUCACAAAUCCUAUGGAUGAGGACCCAACUCAAGGACUAUGGCUUCAAGUUCAACCACAUUCCAAUCUACAGUGACUCUCAGAGUGCAAUCGCCAUAACCAGCAACCCUGUUCAUCACUCGCGCACCAAACACAUCGACUUGCGUUAUCACUUCAUCAAGGACCAUGUGGAGAAAAGAGAUAUUGACCUGUACUUUGUAAGCACUGAGUUUCAACUGGCUUGUUCACUAAGGCACUGGAUGAAAUGCGAUUCAAGUUUCUAGUAUCCAAGUUGGGCAUGUUGAACCUCGAGCCUUUGUAAUUGUGUAUGUCUCAUUGGUCUGAAUAAAAAGCGUGUGUGUGGUGUGUGUUGCAUGUGUUGAGGGGGAGAAUAUACAAGAGAUGAAUGCCUUGAGGGGGAGAAAAUCAGAAAAGAAAUGAAAAAGAGUGUGUGUGUGUGAGAGAGAGAAAAUCAGAAAAAGAAGAAAAAGAGUGAGUGAGUGAGUGAGUGAGUGUGUGUGUGAAAAAUGAGAAAAUCAAAAGAGUGUGUACAUUUUUUUUCUCUCUCAUACACAAUUUGAGGGAGAGUUUUUUCUGUACAUAAAUAAAUUUUUGGACCCCAAAAACAUUUUUAAAAAACAAAACUGGGUCCAUCACAAACCUCUGGGCCCAAUACAGCUCUCUCGCGAGGCCCUGGAUUUUCUCGCAUAUAAGAAGACUUCGAGAACCAGACAAUCUAUUUUCUCGCAUAUUACUUCUAAAAAGUUCUCGAAGUCCAGAGCUCUCAACCGUCUUCCUCAAAAACUUUUCUCAAAUCAUCUUUCUUCACACAUUUCGCAAUAAAGGUAGUGAUUCAGAUGAAAAACGAUAAUAAAUGGAUUUCGCACUCAAUGAAUGGUUCUCGACAUCCAAACUUGAAAGUAAAUGUCUUGUGUUGGAAUAUCGCGAACUAAUUUUGUACUUCUUCUCGAACUGCGAACUUGGAACUCAAAAAGUUAUUCAUUGAAUUUUAUCAUUAUGUUGUGUUAAAUUGCAGGUGGUUCUCGACAUAUCUUCUGAGUACGAACUCGAGAAAUCCAAUUUCUCGAUGUUUAGAACUCGAGAACAACUUCUCGAUACUUCAAAACUCGAAAUUCAGUUCUCGAUAUUAAACCUCGAAAACGCUCUUUUCGAUGUUUAAUACCGAGAACCUACUUCUCGAUGUUUGAAAUACCGGGAAGAAGUUCUCGAUACUAGACUUCGAGAAAGGGUUCUCGAUGUUUUAAAUCUCGAGGACUUUUCGAUACUUUCAUAUCGAGAACCAAGUUCUCGAUAUUUGAGUAUCGAGAAGAGCUUCUCGGUAUUUAAACCUCGAGAACCUACUUCUCGAUACUCAAACCUCGAGAAGAUGGUUCUCGUGGUUCACAUUUAGUAUAUUUUUCGAGGCCCACCUAUACAUACCUUAUCUGAAAAUUGCAAAAACAGAACAAGAACAAAAACAAGUUUUCAAAUGAACAAUUGUGCUGACCCAAUUCUUUCAGUCAAUCAUGUCAGGAACAAACAGAACUGCACAAUCAAGCAAUGACGUAUACUCAAAGGAGAAGUGGGUCCCACUCUAUGACAACAAUUUUCAACUGGACCUAAAGCUGUUCAAGUGUCAGGAUCCAGUCAUCCUGUCAAUUCUCCAGAAGCACUACCUCUGGCUGGCAUUCAGCGAAGCCAAACCUGUGCCAGAGGUAUACUUACAGCAGUUCUGGGGUCUGAUGCACACUGUCUCAAAGAAAGAUCGGUCAAAGAUCAUGAUGAAGCUGAAUGAUGUAAGAGUGGUGCUGACACCCUCCACAAUAAGGGAGACCUUGAAUCUCCCGGUGCUCCAGAACUAUGCACCGCUUCCCUCCAAUGAAGAUCUGAUCAAGGACAUGAAGAAGCUGGGGUAUGAAGGACCGUUACCCCUGAUCUCGAACUUCACAAUCUCUAACAUGCCCCAUCCGUGGAAGAGUCUGUUCGGCCUGAUCAACAAGUGCCUUUCUCCGAAGCACGCCGGACAUGACAAAUGCAACAAGCAGAUCUUACAAAUCUUCCACGGGAUCGCCUUCGACAUCAAAUACGACAUGGCUCAGCUCUUCUGGACGGGGCUGAUGGAUCAAGUGAAGACAAAGGAGAACAACAAGGGAAGCGCUAUUCCCUACGCUCGGUGGCUGGCGCUGAUGAUCCACAAUAUGAUGGAAGCCACCCCUACAAUCCCUAUGAUGGAAGACAAGCAUUUCACUGCGCCCAAGCUCAAAUACUUCCAAAGAGACAGCAACAAGGCUGAAGCACUGCCUAUCCCGGACUCCCUACUUGAUCUAGCAAACCCAAGGGACAAGGCAGUCAUUGACUACAAAGAGUCGUUGAAGAGAACAGUCCCUAUGGUUCAGCAAAACCCAGCUGGACCUUCCCAAGGGACUAAGCCGAGUGAAAGUGAGGGUAAAAAGAAAAAGAGAGGCCAGCCACAGAAACCAGUGGCAACCCGGCCUAAUGAUGAUCAGUCUGCUAACUCUUCCGAGAGGACCCAGACUGCUGAGGGCCACCCUACCAAUGCUGAGGACACUGUCGAUGAACCAUCAAGCCAGGCCCCUUCAAAUAAGGCUGGUGGUGAGGCCUCCGAUAGCAUGGCCAAGGGAAAUGAGCGGAAUGAUGAUGAUGAUGAUGAUGAUGAUGAUGAUGAUGAUGAUGAUGAUGAUGAUGAUGAUGAUGAUGAUGAUGAUGCAGGCGAUGGUGACGAUGACAUGGAGGGAGUUCUAAUCAGCAACAGGAAAAGAGCUGGAAAGAGAGCCAUUCCGAUAGACUCUGACUCCUCAUCGGACAAUGAAGAGGCUGCUCACAUGUCCCGACCACUUAAGGGCAUUGUCAUCGGUGAGCAGCGCUCCAAGCAAAAAAGCGACAAAUCUGCAUCAUCCAAGCCUAAGAAGAGGCUGAGAAAGAGAAAUGUCGUGGAGGAGGAGCUGGCACUGUACGAUGAAUGCGACACCUUCCUCACCAUAGACCGAACCACGCCCCUAGGUGCAGGAGCUGACCUUGUCAGUUCCCGGAUAGAAGUCGCAGCAUCUGGUUCAACUGCGCAUGCACAGCCAUCUCCCAUCCACUCUCCAUCCUCUCAACAGGGUGGAGUUUCAAUAACUCAAGGGGAAUUUAUACCGACCUCGCUGGUUCCUUCCGAAUCAGUUGAGAGACUUAGUGGUCAACAGCCCCGGACCACUACCCCCAUUCGUUCUAUCACAUCGAGUCUAGGUGUCACCAUUCCUACAUUUUUAAAUUUUUCUAGGACACCUACACUAUUCACUGCACAUACAGGUGCACUCACCCUGAAUGCAACGACCGGAGUGCAAACUAUGAUGGUCGGAAGUCCUGUUACGCCAAUAAUGCCUCAAUCAUUGAAUGCAGGCCACACAUCAGCUAUCUUCACUGAUGCUGUGACAACAGUUACGACCCCUGUAACUGGAAGCAUUAUCCCCGAAGACCUUCUCGUACACUUGAACAGCUUUCUAGAGUCUACCAUUAAACCAUGGGUGCAUGAAACAAUAACCGCUAGUGCACAAGGCUUUGGAAGCACCCAAGCUGUUCAAGAGGUACCAACUGAACUCCAAACAACACAGCCCCCAACCAUUCCCAUUCCUAUUUCCCAACCUUUAAUCUUAGCUAACCAACAACCAUCCACCUCCAGGGGAACCCAGGAUACCGAACUAGUAUCCUUCCCUACAACGACCAAACCCAAUCUCAGAACCAUACCCCUCGAUGAUCUUGUAGCUGAGAUCUUCGACCGUAUCCUAGAGACGGAUGAAGGCAACCGCACCCCACUUCAAAAAGCCCUUCUCCAUGCUCUAGAUACUCAGAACACAUGCCGUGACAGUCUUCGUGGCGCUAAACGUUCACAUGAGGAUCCUGAUGAUUCAGAUUCUCAUGAGGGGGAGAACAAGCGUCAACGGAUACUUGAGCAUGUUGCUUCUACUAGCCAACCCUCACAGCCAAACCAACCCUCCACUUCAACCAAUCAACAACCCACUACUUCAGCUAGCCACAAAUCUCUAGCCUCUCUUUCUAGCAUGGUCGAGCUACAUAAAACAUUCCGAGGCGCAUCUCCUAUAGAUGUUGACCAAGGACGGAAUGGAAGUCCUGAUGAUGCUACCACGAGUACAUCUUUCUACUCAGGCCAUCAGCUAGAACCUAGUUCGAAACUGAUGACAACGGGCAAUCCUGAGGAUCCCGGUGCUACUUAUCCUCAAACAGGCAAGGACAGGCCGCAUGUGACGAAGUAUAGAGGUCUGGUUUCUGCGCAAGAACAUCAUGUUGAGAUAAUUGAGGAUCUCUACAAGUCUCAUCAGGAUCCGGAUACUACACCUGACAGGCUAUCAUCGCCAUAACACCAGCAACAGAUCUCCUUUGGCUUCUACAAUGACCAAAUGCACGAUGAACUUGAAGAGAUACUUGUGCACAACAAAUGGUCUGAACUCUGGACAGAUAUAGAUGAAGCACAACGAAGAGCAUACCUCAGAGAUCUCCUAGCCAACUGUGCUGCUGAUGUGAUUCUCUUGGGAAAAGAUGAACUCAAGGAAGGAGAAGACUAUGAGAAACCUCCCAAAGAGCUCGAAUCAAUUAUCAGACAAACAGCGGCUCAGAUGCCCAGAAGUGAAAAGCCCUGGGAGAACAUAAAUAUCAAUGCUCCCUUCCAAGAGGAAAUCAGGAAGAAUAUCUGGCGCAGAGAAGAUAGAGUCAAGGGACUGGACAAGUUGAAAAUCUGCGGCCUAAAUCACCUGCGUGGAAAGAAUAAGGGCGGACAACUAUUCUUGCUAAGUCAUCAUUACAUGGAAAAAUAGAGAGAAGUCUGGCAACAUGAACUUCAAACUGCAAAGGACUCGGUCUGGGCCAUACUCAAUGUAGCUGAGACAAACAUUCAAGAUAUCAAACUCUCUGUCUAUCAUCUACAGCGCUCUGACGGGACGGAAUUCACAUGCAAAGAAAAUGAUCUCUAUAUGCUGAAGAUGGAUGAUAUCUAUCAGAUGUAUCUUGAUUUCCAAGAAAUUCCUCAGAAUCAUGACAAGAUUACCCAAGAAGGGUUCGAGGCACUCAAGCGCUUUAUGGUCAGACAACUCAAAUUCUUUGCCUCCCAUGAUCUUCAGAUGGCUCUUGAAACAAACAUGCCAAAGACAAACCUUACAAGACCAAAGCUGUAUGGACCAAAGCUGUGAGAAGCGUUUGUUAUUUAUUGAUGAGAUAAACAAGUACUGCGAUGGAACACUGAAGAUGGUGAAAGAAAAGUUGCAGCCAAUCAGAAAAGUGUUUGAAGAAAGACAACAGAAGUAUGCAGAUGCAUCAGAUGCCGAACUUCUAGAGUCAAAUCGAAUAGAGAAAAUCUUACAGGCCAUCGAAAAGCAACUUGAUAGAAGAAGAUCACUCAGAAAUUAUGAGCACGCGUUGAACCUACGCAAACACUACUUCAAAGCUCAGAAGUAAAAAUAUCCAGCAAGACGACACUUGAUCACAAAGGGGGAGAUUGUUAGAACUUUUAUUGUGAGUCAAGUUUGUCUGUAAUGUCUUGUUUAAUAAAGUAGACUAGAUAUACCAUUUAUGGUAUUAGAUUAGUAAUCAUUUUGUAAUAAAUGGGUUAAAGGGAAUAAGGCCCAAAAAGGCCUUGGCCCAAAUCCCAAGGUUUACCUAAUUCGGUAACCUGUACAACGCCUAUAAAUAUGCGCGUUCUGUACAGGUUCCGAUAUCGAUUAAUACACUCUAGCCUUACGCUGCUAAAAUUCUUCUCGAUAUAAUAGAAAGACGAUUUCCAAAGUUCUCGAUAUUUCAUAAAUCAUUCUGUGAGAUCGUUCUUCUCUGUUAUUCGAUGAUAUUCAUCUAGUUGUGUGUUAGUCUACAGAAAUCUGGGACCAACAGCUAGGCAUGAAGGCUAGGUGAUGUUUUCCCUCUGUUUAUGGUGUAUUUUGUCGGAGUUAAAUCUGUUUAUAAUUAAUGUUGACGACUAGGUCCAUAAAAGUUUAGUUUAUCAAAGGCAUUUCCCCGUUAACCAUUACUGAGAUUCUUAUCGUAAAGAAAGUAGACUAAUUUUGUCUAUUAUACUCAUAUUUUGGUAUGAGAAGCAUUUUUGGAAGAGAUUCUCAAAAUCCAAACUCAACCAAAAUUAUAAAAUCUCUACUUUGUACAAUAUGCUCCAACGAUGAGAAGUUGUGAGGUGCAUAUAAUAGAUAAAUAAAUGAGGUAAAAUGUUUGCAAUCUCCAGUUUGAACAAAAAAAACUAACAUGUAUAUAUACCAUAUCUUGUUUGUGCCUUGUUCUGAAAUGAAAAGUGUUCAUCUCCAUAAAGUCCGCAUUGAUAGGGUGGGCUAACUGCCAAAGUAAAAGUUCAUAUAAAGUGUUUGUGCCUUGUUCCGAAUAAAGAUCAUAUCCGGGGUGUGUAAGUCCCACACGAAUAAAGGUUAUAUUUGAGGUGUGCAAGCCCUACGCGAAUUAAGAUUAUAUUCGGGGUGUGUAAGCCCUAAACGAAUAAAAGUAUUAUGUUGGGUGUGUAAGCACAAAACGAAUAAAGGUAUUAUAUUGGUGUGUAAGCCCAAAACGAAUGAAUACAACCGUAGGGUGUAAGUUCAAUAUGGAUGAGUACAAAGGAUAAAACGUGUAACCCUUCAAUGGAAUGAGGUAUAGACUAUGGGGGGUGCAACCCUCUCAAAGGUUGCUAUAUGCAAGUAUAUAUAUAGGCCAAGGGCUAUACAAGGGGAAUUAUUUUGAAAUAAAAACGGACCUACGGGUCGGCUAUUUGACUUGGUAUAUAUAUAUUCUAUACAUGUGAUUUGAAAUGGGGUAGCUAUAGGUUGUGGCCAUAAUCUAGUAUCACCCUAUGUUGAGGGUCUUGUGUUUCGAACAUGGAUUAUAUGUCGUAUAGUUGUCAUUGUACUUUUCAAAUGCUUCAAAGUACUGACGUCUUCUUCACGGGGAAUAAUAAAGUAAAAACUGUGUGGUUGAGGUUUGUGCAGAUGAGAGAGAUAACAAUCACAAAAUAAUUGAUUAAAAGGGAAAGUGACAAAGUUAUUUGGGACAUCCCAAAAAGGAAAGAUGACAUAGUUUUAAAGGACAGAGGGACUAUUUGUUUUUUGGUGCGUAUUUUGAAAUGUUUCACUUAUGAUUGUUUAUGGAUGUACUUGUGCGAAUGGUAUUUAUGUACGCCUUGCAUGGUUUGAGUGAGGUAGGCUGUGGUUGCCUUAACCAGAUUGUGCGGCGGUUGUUAGCGUGUCCACCCAGUCUGGGGCGUGACAAAAUACAUCCCCUUGCUCUAAGCGUCAUUUGAACAACCAAGAAAAGAGAGGAGCUCUAGGAAAACCUCCCACAAAGCUCAAGCUCAGAAGAAGCAAGAAGAAAGAAAACCCAACACAAAAAGGCUAAGAAUGGAGGUAAGAACUUACGAGACUCUCGACAGCAGUAACACUAAACAUAAGACCCCAAAUGGACCUUACCUUCCUACGGGAUGAUGGGUAUGAGUCAAGGGGCCGGAUUAGGGAUGGACCCGGGCCGGGCCGGUUCCGGUUCCGGGCCGGGCCCGGGCGGGCUUUUUUUCGGGUUACAUGGGCCCGGAACCGGCCCGGGUUGAUACCGGGUCCGGGCCUAACCGGGCCGGGCCGGGCCCGGUUCAAUGUUUUUUUUUUUUU